Molecule: messenger RNA, 3606 nt
Organism: Apiotrichum porosum
Lineage: Eukaryota; Fungi; Basidiomycota; Tremellomycetes; Trichosporonales; Trichosporonaceae
Exons: 3
Coding region: 1-3606 (1201 amino acids)
Source: RefSeq, a predicted model, not a curated record
AUGUCCGCAGGCGGUGGCACGCUCGCCUCCCCACCCCCGGUGACCACAACACAGUCAUCGAGGCGUAGCAAACCGCCCACCGAGAACUGGGACGACGACUUUGAGUUCUCCUUUCCAAGGGCGACCAAGGCCGCAGCCGGGGGAUCAUCGUCCAGUUCAUCUGCCGCGCGAGCGUCAGUGUCAACACCAAAACGCGAUGUCGGCGGCCUCCUCGGCGAGGGGUCACGAGGGAACGCUGCCUACAUGCAGCAAGACUCUCCAGACAGCUUUGAUGAAGACUGGGAUGAUCCACUACCGGGACCACCUCCGCCGCCGCUGCAGCAGCCGCCGCGCUCACCCUCGGGCUUGACCGCGACCAAGCCGCAGCGAUCGCCAGUACAGACCCUCUUGCAACCGCCUCGCAGUUCCCAAUCUCACUCGCCCACCCUCCCAUCCCCAACCUCGGCAAAGCCCAGCCCCUUGCUGAACCACUCCUACCCUGCCACUGCUCCCCCCGCGGCUCUCGACCACGCGUCAACACUGUCAUUGCAGACAGUCCGGCAAGGUGACACCACCCCAUCAGGCUUGAGCACACCCAGGGGACAGCUGUCCAAACGAUCCUCCUCUUCGUUUACACCAGCGCGACAAGAGUCCCCCCUCUUCGGCCACUCGGCAUCCCCAGCACACCGCAGCAGCCCAAACCUCGCCAACCCGAACCGAGGCGGCACACUGCAGUCGCUCCAACAGCCGCGUCAUCAGACGUCGACAAGCAGCUUGAGACGCGUCCCCGUGCCGCCAAUACCGCCUGGCCUCGACCAUUCCCGCACCCCCAGCCCGACAAAACACAGGUCUCAGACAAAGUCACCGUUUCAGCCGGCUCCUGGCCCCGCGUUGACGUCGGUCCAGACCAUCACCGCGUCCCCGUCGACAGAGAACCUCCGUGAGAAGAAGCCAAAGUUCUGGAAGCGCUUCUCGGCUGGACCAUCCACGCCGUCUCCGCAAAGGGACAAGGACGAUGCCCGCCGGCGACGAAGUUCGUCUGUUGGCAACCUCGCGCCUCCCAACUCUGUCGAGCCACCUGUACCGCCUUUGCCCGCCAACCUGCGGUCACCGAGCGCGGCCUCGGGCUGGUCGUCGACCUCCAUCAUGUCGUCUGCGAGCUCGACAAGGUCAGGCAAGGGCAGGCGUUUCUCCCUGAUGAUGCGUCGCUCGUCGAGCAACAUCUCGGCGUUGGCAGAUACGCCUACCAAGCCGCCGCCCAUGCCGCACCCGUACGCGCUGCGAGGCCCCAGCACGAGUUCUGUUAACAUGGCAAACGCAACGUCCUCGUCCACAGUCAACCUGUCAUCGCCUCAGUCGGCUGUCCGGACAUCGUCAUCACCCAUCGUCAACCGGUCGCCCCAGGUGGCCGGGUCCUCGACCAUGCACCGCAUGGCUGUUGCGGGACGGACACCGAGCCCGGCAAAACCCCGCACCGAGGCUGACGGUUCCGCGUCGUCGUCAAGACCCCGAACCUUUUCGCCAGGCUUCCACUUACCCUCGCCGUCUCCCGGGUCGCCUUACAACAGGAUCACACCAACGCCCAGCGAAUGCGACGCUGAUGCGGACGAGAAUGACACCUCACGACGGAGACGAAGGGUGCGACCUGCCUCAGCCAUGCCCAUCCCUCGCAAGACGGCGGCGUCGCUGGCGUCGGCCGGCUAUGACCAUGUCAACUCGAGCAGCCCUACACUGUCCAUGGGGUCGCUGGCGUCAACACAGCAGUCGUCGCCGUCCCAACCGCGCAACGUCCACAUGCCGACGCUCGCGGCGCUUUCGUCGGCCUCGGCAGCAAACCAGCAGCACCAGAGUCCCUCGGGAGGACCGCACUCGCGCAUGUCGUCUGCAAACAUGCCCGACUCGGCGUCGCUGGCGAGCGGGUUCCCGGCCGGCACGUCGCCGUCCAACACGUCCGUGUCCAUGUCCUUUGGCAGCUCGGCCCAGCACCACCAGACCAACGGACAAUCGUCGGCCCACCAGUCGACCCUCAAGCGCAUCACGAGCUUUUCAAAGAAGCACUCGCGCAGGCUGUCGGGUGGCUGGAUGUUUGGCACCCAGUCGUCGACGAGCUCCAACGAGUCGGGAUCAAGAGACUCCCGCCCCCCGCUCCAGUUGCUGGAGACUGUGACAGGCUCGCCAUCCAAGCCGUCCACGGUCGGCAAGGCUGCUGCUGCGUCGUUGUCAGCAGCUGCGGGCGCGGGCGCGGGCACGGGCACGGGCUCUGACAAGGCGCCGUUCCCGCACGAAGGGGCGGUCGACCUGUCGUCCCCGCGGUCGAGCCGGAACGGCGAUGCCGUGCAUCCGCUGGAGGCGCAGACGGACUGGGAAGACACGGCCAAGAUGCGCGCCAUCAAGCGCGAGCGCCGGCGCAUGUCGUUCAACGACUUUGUCAUCCCGGACCAGGUCCUGGCAAAGCAAAAGGAGUUGAAGAGGGGUAUUGGGGCCGUCAAGAAGUUUGCCGGGGGUGUUGAAGCGCUCAAGCAGCUGGUCGCUGCGCACGACCGCCUGUGCGACGGGAUCCUCGCCAGCGGGUCCGAGGCGGACACGCGGCUGUUUGUCCAGCUCGAGAACGAGUAUGCGCAGUGGUGGGAAAUGGCCACUGUGCUCAUCGAGGUGGCAUCGACGGGCACGCGCGAGGCCGAGUCGCCCAUGAGCCAGAGUGUGCGCUCCCGCCGAAUCACUCUUGCGACCGACGACGCGCGCGUCGCCAGUGAGGCCCUGCGCUCCAUCUCGGGGUCCACCGCGACGUCGUUUGCGUCCACCACCAACUCGUUUGCCACGUCGGCGUCAUUGUCCACCAACCCCACGCUGUCGCUCAGGCAGGCCAGCUAUGCCGACUCGGACGUGUUCACGUCCCCGCCAUCCGCCGCCAACAAGCCGUACCCGGCCGACUUUCGCGCAAGUACCGGCCGCGGCGACCUGUCGCAGCGCCAGCUGGACGUUCUGCGCACCAUGUUGCGUACGCCCGUCGACUCGAGCGAUAACGUGUUGGCCUCUGUCCAAAAGUCACACGCGUCCAAGGCCGGCCGUGGGUCGCGCGCCAGCAUGCCUGUCCCGCCAACGAUGGAACGGCCCAUCAUCCCCGCUGCGCCAUCGACUAUGCGCGCGUCGCAGAGUCCGUUGGCAUUCAGCACGCCGGCGGGCCCACCGCCGGUGCCCACGACCGACUCGCCCGACGUGUCCACAUAUGUGAUGCCGUCGCCGUCGUACCCAUCGCCCAACACCGCAGCCGCACUCGCCCAGCCAAGGCACAAGUCUGGUAUCGGGCUCGCGGGUCUGCGCGACUUUCUCCGCUCGCUCAAGAACGGCAGGGACAAGAACGAGAAACCGGCUCUAGCCCACACCGCCGCCCACCCCCCCGCGAACAAACUGCGCAAGCGGCCGGCGCCGAUCAACACUGUCGCUGCUGAAAAGUAUGGCCAGUCGCCGCCCGCGUCGCCCAUUCCGCCGUCGGCAGUGGACGCGGUGCUCGUGCAGACCCAGAGGGGAAACAUCCCCCCGCACACACACACCAACCCGGAUGAUUCGCGCUCGCCCAUCAAGGUGGACGCCAAGAAACGUCGGCCUGGGGCUGGGCCACCCGUCUGA